AUGUUGGCAAUUGGCAUUGCUAUCUUAAUAUUAAACUUGACCGUUACCUAUAGUCGAAUUCUACUUUAUAAUACCGAGAAUCGUCAAGAUGUUGAAAAAUUCGAUUGUGUUUAUCAUGUGUACGACGAUGGAGAAGAUAUUUCAUACUGUCGACGUCCAGGUGGACGUCAAUCACUCAAUCGAAAUAGAAUUGAAUGUGACAAUGAAGGAGACAAAAACCUAUUCCGUGAUCUACUCAAACAAGAAAUACAUCCAAGCAUUAUUCUCAAUUGGAGUUCAAGUGUCGAAAUGGCCGAUUUGUAUGCCAAUGUCUACUACAAUCGGUCAUUGAUUGAUGAUAACGACGAUCAAUUUAUAUGCGACUGCACGAAACGGGGAACAUUUGGCAAAUAUUGUGAAUAUCAGUUGACACAUGACGCAGAAUCAUUCAGUCAAGCUAUCAAUGCUCAAUUUGAAACAAAGCGAAAUGGUGACUCAUGGAAUACACAACGAUAUGGAAAGAUUCUCUGUUAUGAGACAUUACCUUGUCACUCAAGUCCACUCUGUCUCGAUUGGCGAGAAAUUUCUGAUGGUGUGCAGCGAUGUUCUCAUGGUAUUGAUGAAGAAAAUUGGGAUAAGUUGGAAUUCAACGAGUGCGAGGAUGAUGAAUUCCGAUGUACAAAUGGCAUGUGUAUUCCAGCAGAAUUCUGGCUGGAUGGUGAUUAUGAUUGUAUGGAUUGGAGCGACGAAUAUCGUCGUGAUGAUGAAAGAUCAUGUCCGUUUGAGGCGAACGCAAUGGAAUGCGAUGAACAUGUAUGUUCCAGCGGAACAUAUUCAUGCGGUGAUGGACAAUGUGUUGAAUGGAAGAUUCGAAUGGCAUUUCAACGAUUCGCAGAACCAGAGAAUGACUGUUUCAACAAGCGCAAUCUUAACUACAUGUGUGAAAUAAGUCCACAUCGACCUGCUUGGACGCUCGAAAGUGGACUAUGUUGGCCAGACAAUGGCUAUGAUGAUGCUCGUUUUCCCCCACGGCAUAUGAUGAAUUCGUCAAAACUAACAAACCACGAAAAAUGUCAAUAUCUAUUUCGAUGUGUUUUGUCGAAAGGUUUCGAGCAUGAUUGUCCAUGUAAUCAUCGAAAUUGUACACAAAUGAUGAUGAAUGUGUGUUCAAGUCUCAAUCACCUCAUUCUCUAUCCACCAGAAGGAUUAAUCAAUCCAAAUGUUGGAUAUCGAGAUUUUUUGUCAUCUUAUCAAAAUGACAAGUUCUGUUGGAAUGAUUCACUAACAUUCAAUGGUCGUCCAUAUGCUGUUAAUCCUGCCAUAUGUACUACUACAGGAGAAUGCAUAUCACAAUAUCGAAUUCGUGACGGAUUUAGGGACUGCUUCGAUCAACAAGAUGAAGAAAUGGUCCUUGACAAGAAUUAUUGCACUGGAAAUGUAGGACGACAUCGUUUUCAAUGUUUUAAUGAUCAACGAAAAUGUCUCCAACUGAUUAGGUUGGGUACAGGGAAUGCUGAUUGUUCGAACAGCUAUGAUGAAAGCUGGUAUGGUAUUGGUACUGAUCUUCGACUUCAGCUUCCAUGUUUUAAAGAAGUUACUAAUAAUUGUCGCCUUGUAAAAACAUACAUUCAACAGUCAUCCAUUUGGAAUUCAAACAACAACAGUUCGUUCGUUAAUCUUCAACAACAAGAGUCAUCGAGCCGUAUGUCUUUUCGACGUUAUUGUGAUAGUUUCUGGAAUUUGGACAACCAUGUUGAUGAAAUGCCUUCUUCAUGUCAAUAUUGGAUAUGCCAAAAUGAUCAAUAUCAAUGUCGCACAGGACAGUGUAUUGCACUCGAUUGGGUUUGUGACGGCGAAUGGGAUUGCUCAGACGCAUCUGAUGAAGAAGCUAUUUUGCUAACUGAAAACCUUUCAUACCAUAAUGCUCGUUUGCCAAAUUUACCUUCACAAAUUAAAAAAUGUCGAGAACGAUAUUCUAAAUCACCAUUUUCGAAAAUUUGUAAUACAUCAUUUGAAUUUGGUUGUUAUCUAUCUCGAGUAUCAAAUCCAUUGGAUAUUCAAUUGAAUCGUCCAUGUAUUAAUCUUACUCAGAUUGGUGAUGGUUUAGAAGAUUGCUACAAUGCCUAUGAUGAAAAAAAUACAUUGCCUAGUAUCUAUUAUCCAAUAGAUGAAAAUACAACCAUUCGUAUCGUAGAUCACAGCUAUCUCCAUCCGAAGUAUCAAGGUCAUACUGAUGGAUAUGCUAAUGACAUAGCACUGUUGGGAUUAAAUAAACCAUUGAAUUUCAAUAAUAAUCCCUGUGUUACUCCAAUAUGUAUACGUACUACAAAUACAUCAAGAAAUAUAUCACAAUAUCCGAAAAAUGGUACACGAUUAGCAGUAAUCGGUUGA
Messenger RNA from Rotaria sp. Silwood1, 2370 nucleotides. NCBI's taxonomy places the organism in Eukaryota, Metazoa, Rotifera, Eurotatoria, Philodinida, Philodinidae. The record is from the annotation of a GenBank genome assembly.